Poecilia latipinna (sailfin molly) is the source of this 758-nucleotide messenger RNA. RefSeq lists its product as uncharacterized. The transcript has 4 exons. NCBI's taxonomy places the organism in Eukaryota, Metazoa, Chordata, Actinopteri, Cyprinodontiformes, Poeciliidae. Bases 1 to 642 code for a protein of 213 amino acids. The record is from RefSeq and is a predicted model, not a curated record.
AUGUACCGUGGCGUCGACCUGGACGCCACGGUGGACACUGACCUCCUCCUGUCACCGCUCAAGACCAACAGUAGAGACGGACCGAUCGUGAAAGACAAGAAAAUGCAAGUCAUCCUGCUGAUCGCUGUCAUGUGCAGCUGUGCUGUGGGAGACGAGGAUUUACACAACGGACACCCCUGUCAGCCGACCAAUAAGCCACAAGCUUUCAAGAAAUUUGAAAAAAAUCACAUCCUUCCAGAAAACUUUGAUACUAAUUCAAAAUCUGAAUGGGAGAGCCAUAUACAAAGCUUGGAUCGCUGCGGAAAACCAACUCAGACCUUCUUUGAGCACUCAAACAGGGAUCUUGUUGUAAAAAUCUGCAACGGCAACGGCUGGAACCAGCAGGACAACUUGUGCACGAGUAAAAUAACACUGCCGGUGUAUGUGGUGAAAGUGACAAAAAAAAAAUGCAGAGUUAAAACGACCCCGAGGAAAACAGAACAAAAUGUGACCGUGGCUUGUGACAAAGUCGGCAACAGGUGCCUUCCUGUUCAUUAUGAGCCGAAACCCCAAACCAAUAAACAGCCCAAAGUUACCUGCUCUCCUGCUGCUCCGGAUUAUUGGUCUGACAAGCAAUUUAAUAUCUCAAUCUGGAUUGACUGAGAGGUGAUUAGAAACACUUCAGAAAUGCUUCUGUUCCACUCAGACCAUUUAACCUGCUCCAGCAACCGUGUAGAAAAAAAAUCUUCACGUAAUGUUUUUUUCUGCAUCAUAUUUGA